Limulus polyphemus (Atlantic horseshoe crab) is the source of this 2187-nucleotide messenger RNA. RefSeq names its product homeobox protein Nkx-2.5-like. The record is from RefSeq and is a predicted model, not a curated record. Gene Ontology annotation, biological process: cell differentiation; regulation of transcription by RNA polymerase II. NCBI's taxonomy places the organism in Eukaryota, Metazoa, Arthropoda, Merostomata, Xiphosura, Limulidae. Bases 16 to 660 code for a protein of 214 amino acids. Gene Ontology annotation, molecular function: RNA polymerase II cis-regulatory region sequence-specific DNA binding; DNA-binding transcription factor activity, RNA polymerase II-specific. The transcript has 2 exons. Gene Ontology annotation, cellular component: nucleus.
CUGAAGAAACGUACUAUGUUCAAUGCUAAACAAACAUCCAGUUGUCUCUUGACGUCACAACCUUCGACCGGAAAUUUCCACACUAAUUCUGGGUCUUCGGCAACAUCUGCAAGCGGUACCGGGAGUUCUGACUCCGGGCAGCGGCAGAGGACCCGUCGGAAGCCGCGUGUACUGUUCUCACAAGCCCAGGUAUACGAGUUGGAGCGGCGUUUCAAGCAGCAGCGGUACCUGUCGGCUCCGGAGCGCGAGCAGCUUGCAAGUCUUUUGAAGCUUACGUCCACUCAAGUUAAAAUUUGGUUCCAGAACCGCCGAUACAAGUGCAAACGGCAACGACAGGAUAAGAGUCUCGAGCUGACAGCCGCUAACAUGCACCCUCCCCGACGAGUCGCUGUUCCGGUGCUUGUGCGGGAUGGAAAGCCUUGUCCGGCACCGCCGUACUCGGUCUCCACUAGCUGUAACGUCAGUCCCUAUACUCCAUCCGCGAGCGGCUAUCCUAAUCCAUCGUACAACCAGAUUGGCAACGGGUUGCCGCAAAACGGUGUUCUAGGCGGCGGACCGGGGGGACCGGCGCCUGGUUAUAUGAACAUGUGCAUGGGUCAGCCGGGUGGUCACCAGGGACCGACCGUACAUGCAGCCCAGGGGCUGCGACCGCACUGGUGAACAUCUUCGGAACGGAACAUCCGUAGAUGAGGCGUUGGUGGACUUCAACAAAACGUGGCACAGUAUAGGCAGAGAGCCGAACUCGUGAAAUGUGUUUGUUCAGAAUGUUUGCUUAUGAAACAGACAUAUACGAAGGAAGAUCAGCGGUGUAUUUGGCCAUCACGUAUACUUGUACGGAUUACUGCUUCAUCUGGCUGGCUGAGGAUGAAGAUCUUGCUCUAACACUAUACGUAAGCGAGAGAAAAAAAAAGUCGUUAUAUUGCUAUACAGGAGGCUUUAUUUUCAUAAAAGAUUGAAAAAAAGUAGAAGACUCCAAAGUAAGGUUAAAUAAAUAAACAGUAAGCGUUAUCCAUAUAGUGAUGCAUGUAUUUGCUGAGCAAAUGACAUUUUCUUAUUCAACAGCAUUAUAUAUAUAUAUAUAUAUUUCAAAGUUAAAGUCAAAAGAUGGCGAAGCACUGGAAACCAUUAGGCCUAACAUUUCCUAGAAGAAUCAUGUAAACUACAGAUGUUCACUUUUUUCUUUUCUUAUGUUCCUUUCGGUUGAUCACAGAUAUUAGGCCUAUUCAACAAUAUAUAUAUUGUUUCUUUUAAAAAGUUUGUCUUCGAUACAUCACCUUUUUAUUUGAUAAUCCAAGAUGUACAUAAGUUUACUGGUAGGUUAAGAUAAAGAUUUAAGAUUAAAUGAUAAUACUCUCAGACCGAUUAUCAAUUUCCUGAAGCUAUAUCGCGGUUAGAUCUUUAGUUUAUGUAGUUAGAGCCCCGAUAUUUAGACAUUUUUCUCAAGUCAAUCCAUUUUAUUGUAAUGUAAUCAUGUUUGCAGUUAGCUUGCCUACAUUUUCAAAGUUCCGGGGUCUUCUGUUUCUCUUAUAAUUCCACAUACAAAGUCUCAAACUAUUCCUUCAUACUGUUUCAAUGGUAUCUUUCUCACCUUUCUUACCAACGAAUUCAUUUGUUAAGAAAGAACUUUACACUCAAAAUCUUUUUUACAAUACAGUUUAUCUAUCCUCUCCAAAUAAUGAGAGAUCUCCAUACUCAAAAUCCUCUCGUAAAGCACUUUAUGUAUCUCUCCAAUGAGUUAGGAAUCCCCAUAAAUUCCUCUCCCAGUACAUCUUUUUAAACCUUUCCAGUUAUCAAUAGACCUACAUAUUCAAGAUCCUCUCUUAACGCCAUCUACUUAUCUUCUCCGAUUAGUGAAAUGUCUCUAUACUGGAAUUUUCCCCUCAGAACAGCAUAUCUAAAUCCUUUUGUAAUGUUCCAAAUCCCUCAGUUAAUUCUAAACAUCUCUCACGGAUAAUCGGGUUAAUCAUUUCUUAAGAACGUUUAUCCUGAUCAGCUGCUUUUUCAUCUGAUUGGAUCAUAAUCCACUCAAGUAAAUGUUUACUUAUUUAGUUGUGUUUUUGAAACAGAUAUCGAAACUCAAACUUCUCGUCUUGAUUAAUUUAGUUACUUCUUUUUAAGAGAGAGAGAAAAACUCAAGCUUCUCGUCUUGAUUAAUUUAGUUACUUCUUUUUAAAAGAGAGAGAAAAA